AUGGAGAUUGUAGACAGACUAGCAGUUUUUCCAACAUCCAGCUCGCAUACAAAUGUGAAAUGCCGUUUGACCUGUGCCCGUAGGGGUCGCGAUUUGCUUUCGAAACGGAUCGAUGGUCUCUUAAUUCGAUUUCGCGAGAUUAUGUUGCAAUUACUCAAGAAUAAAUUGCAGCUUGGCCAAGUUAUGAGAGACGCGGCCUUCUCGUUGGUCGAAGUUAAUUACGCGACAGGUGGAGUAAACGAGCUGGUCCUACAGGCGGUCGACAAGGCCAAAACCAAGAUUCGAACCAGACAGGAGAUGAUCGGUGGGAUUCGACUAUGGAUUUACGAGGCCUUCCGCAGUGGCGCCGAUCCCUUCAAAUUUACCGGAUUGGCCAGAGGCGGUCAACAAGUGGCUAGAUUGAAGAUCAAUUAUGGAAAGGCAAUAGAUCUGUUGGUCAAAUUGGCGUCAUUGCAGCACAACUAUCGGAUCCUCGACCGAAUAAUCAAGACAACAAGACGUCGCGUAAACGCUCUUCGUUACAUUAUUAUACCUCGGUUAGAACGGACCCUCGCAUAUAUUGUCACCGAACUUGAUGAGUACGAGCGAGAAGAAUUUUAUCGCCUUAAGAAGAUACAAGAAUGGAAAACGAAGCGAUCAUAUGACAGUCGACAGUCUUCUUCUUACCAUUUCAUUCGGAGUGCCAAUGUCCUACUAGACGACACGGACGAGGAUCUUCUCUUUUAA
Molecule: messenger RNA, 726 nt
Organism: Atta colombica
Lineage: Eukaryota; Metazoa; Arthropoda; Insecta; Hymenoptera; Formicidae
Product: V-type proton ATPase subunit D-like
Exons: 2
Coding region: 1-726 (241 amino acids)
Cellular component (GO): proton-transporting V-type ATPase complex
Molecular function (GO): proton-transporting ATPase activity, rotational mechanism
Source: RefSeq, a predicted model, not a curated record